This is a messenger RNA of Thunnus maccoyii (southern bluefin tuna), 2506 nucleotides long. Its product is annotated as DNA-binding protein Ikaros-like. Gene Ontology annotation, biological process: regulation of transcription by RNA polymerase II. Lineage: Eukaryota; Metazoa; Chordata; Actinopteri; Scombriformes; Scombridae. Gene Ontology annotation, molecular function: DNA-binding transcription factor activity; RNA polymerase II cis-regulatory region sequence-specific DNA binding. The record is from RefSeq and is a predicted model, not a curated record. The transcript is spliced from 12 exons. The coding region runs from base 367 to 1983 and encodes 538 amino acids.
AGUUCCUUAACUUACUUGACAUCUUUGCAGUGAUGAGCAGCAGCAGAAACAGAUGUUUCUCUAGAAACAGCUUUCUCAAGAACAGCCGUUCAGUGGAAAAGACGAGGCACUGGUGGAGAGAUCUAUGGAUGGGACAGGGAGUGGAUUCCACACAUGGUAUGGGCAGGACCUUGUUAACCGUUGGACACCUGUGAUGGAGUGCAUCUGGAGGCUGGUGGCUGGUUGCCAUAGGCGGGCCAUGGGCAGCAGCCAAGCCUUACAAGGCCGUGCACCACUCAGAAAGUCCAGUGGCGGGGUGUGGAAUCUCCUACUGCGAGAGUGGUUCUCCUGCGGGUGCUGAACAAAAAGCAGAACAAGUUUUUCAUCAUGAACACAGACAAACAUCCUGCUGGAUUUACCCCCUCAGAGGAAGACGGGACGGACGUUUGCCGUGAUGCUGCAGAUGCAAAGCCAAAGGAAGAGGAAGAAGAGAGGGAGGAUAACUCGUUAAGCGAGAAUGGAAUGCAGUGUGCUGAAGGUGUGAUGGAUCCACGUAAAUGUGCAAUAAAGACCGAGGCUGAAGAGAUGGACGAUAAUGAGCAGUACUCCAAGACUGAAAAAGAAAGCGAGAUUGUACCAAAAGAGGAAGCAGAGGGGGCCAGCGAGGACGGGAUGGAGGAAGGAUUUGAUGAAGAGAGGACAGAGGGGGACGAUGAUGAGGAGAGGGAUGGGGAGGGGGAUGAAGAGGGAGAUACUCUGAGCGAGCCGCAGGACCUGUCGCUUGUAGACUAUUCACGCUACGACAGUGCCACCCUGACAGACGCCCACACAGCAGCAACGACAGAAGGGGCCUACGUGCCUGGAGCUGUGGCCCCCCGCAUCCAGGCAACAGGCAAGCUCAACUGUGACAUCUGUGGCCUUUCCUGCGUCAGCAUCAACGUACUGUUGGUGCACAAACGUAGCCACACGGGUGAGAGGCCAUUCCAUUGCAGUCAAUGCGGGGCCUCCUUUACCCAGAAGGGAAACCUGCUUCGCCACAUCAAACUGCACUCCGGGGAGAAGCCUUUCAAAUGCCCCAUGUGCAGCUACGCCUGCCGUCGGCGUGACGCUCUGAGCGGGCACCUGCGCACACAUUCUGUAGAGAAGCCCUUCAAGUGCAACCACUGCAGUCGCAGCUACAAGCAGCGCAGCUCCCUCGAAGAGCACAGAGAGAGGUGCCAUGUGUACAUUCAGAGCAAAGGUCCUGCUGAAAGAGCAGAGGACGGCCACACAUCCAGGACUCCGAUGGGCACUGAGCGUGCUCUGCUGCUCGACAGGCUCGCCAGCAAUGUAGCCAAACGGAAGAGUUCAAUGCCACAGAAGUUCACCGGCGACAACGGUGUCUGCCUGGACUUGAGCUUUAACAGGGAGCUGGUUCCCCGAACUGACGUCAAGGACCCUCUGCCGAGUUCCCCAGGCCCCGACUCCCACCAUCAACAACAAUCGAUGCUCACAGACAGCGACCCGGCUCCCUCCCACAGGCCCUACCCCAUCCCGUUAAGCCGCAACGACAUCAGCCCCAUGGGCCUCACUAACGGCCACAAGAUGGGCAUGCCACUCCUGGGCCUCCCUCAUACCGCCCAACCACCCCUCGGCAUGGACUCAUUCCACACUGACGGCUCCCAGAUCUCCCAGCCCAUCAUGUACAGCUUAGGGCACCUGCUGGGGGGGCUGAACCACCAGAACGGUGUCCCUCACCCACACGCCCAGCCCAUCCCUUUGUCCCCUCUGGAGGCUUUGCGGGUGGUGCGGGCCGACGGAGAGGCCGGAGGGCUGCCCGGGGCGGUGUAUCCCUGCGGCCACUGCAGGGUGAUCUUUCUAGACUAUGUUAUGUUCACCAUCCACAUGGGAUGCCACGGCUUCCGCGACCCACUCGAAUGCAACGUGUGCGGCCACCGCAGUCGGGACCGUUACGAGUUCUCCUCACAUAUAGCCCGUGGCGAGCACCGCCUAGAACUGAAGUAGCUUUCAUUCAUGCAGACAUUUACAUGCUUAUACAAACACACAUACACACACACACACCUGCUCAUACAGAUAACACUGUAUGAGCACACACACAGAUUUACUCAUAUAAGUAGCUAGUAGUAUCAGAAAUGAAAGCAUGAAGUAGCAGCUAUCUCUCUCUCUGUCUUGUGUCUGUGUUCGAGUGUAUGUGUGUGCAUGUGUGUGUGCGUGUGUGUGUGUGUGUGAGAGAGAGAGAGAGACGUUAAAGGAGUGUGACGGGUUUCAGAGUGUUCUUAGUCAUACUGUACUCAUCUGAAAAGAUGGUCUGUAAAGUGUUUAUGCGGGAGUAAUUCUACUUCCUAUUCAUACAUAAAUUUUUACUUAAUGUUCUUCGUUGUAGCCACUGUUUAUAUCAUACAGAACUACAUUCAAAUGUUCAACAAAGUAGCAAAUAUGAGUGAAUUGCUAUCUGCUGUAAAUGUUUUAUUGUUAUCUUUGUAAAGGUGUAAAAAAUAAAAGCAAACCCUUUUUUUUCUUUAUCACA